AUGAAUGUGAAAAACAAAGAAGGCAAAGAAAAAGAUGUAGGCUUUUACCGGUCGCUGCAUAGAGCAACACUGAAAGGUGAGUGGGAGAAAGCCAAAGAAUUCUUGGAACAAAACCAAGAUGCAGUGAGUGCGGACAUCACUGGAGAGGGGGACACAAUACUGAUGGUAGCUGUCAGUUCUCACACCAAGAAGAGAAAUCAUUUUGUUAAGAAGCUAUUGGAGUUUAUUGCAGUUACGUCAUCACAUGCGGAUUUGACUGUAAGUAAUGACAAAGAUAAUGAGGCAUUACUACCUCUCCACGUAGCUGCUUUACUUUGCUACAAGAAUAUGGUUCUUUACUUAAUGGACGUCACCGACAUUGAAGAAUAUGAGGAUAUUUUUGUUGGUUCUUUGAUAAUGCGUGGUCUAUACGAUGUUCCUCCGAAGUUGGAAGAAUCUACAUACAAUUGUAGUGGUGGAGACUUUGAGAAUCCUACCCAUUGUCACAUUUAUGUGCCAUGGAUCAAGGACGUCCGAGGGAUAAAAUGGAAGAAUGAUCAGGCAAUUCAACUUGUCAGACAUCUUUGCAUUGAAUAUGAAAAAUUAGAUUUUUCAGAAGCCAGAUAUAGAGUUGGAAGAUCAGUAUUUGCCACAACAACUUAUGGAAUUCCUGAAGUUGUUGAAGAGAUCCUUUCAAUAUUUCCUGAAGCAAUUUAUAGUAAAAACGAAAAGGGACAAAAUUUAUUUCAAAUUGCAAUUUUGAAUCGUCAAAGAGACGUAUUCAAACUUAUUUAUCAACUUUCUGACAAGUCAAUUAUGAAUUAUCUUUUAGCAUGGCCUGAUUCAUCGGGUAACACUAGUCUGGAUCUAGUUGCAUGUUUAAAGAAGAAACAAAGUAGUAAACUCAAAGCUGCUGCAGCUGGUGCAGUUCUACAAAUGCAACUUGAAUUGCAAUGGUUUAAGACUUCCUGA
Cornus florida is the source of this 951-nucleotide messenger RNA. RefSeq lists its product as uncharacterized. Gene Ontology annotation, molecular function: protein binding. NCBI's taxonomy places the organism in Eukaryota, Viridiplantae, Streptophyta, Magnoliopsida, Cornales, Cornaceae. The record is from RefSeq and is a predicted model, not a curated record. The transcript is spliced from 5 exons. Bases 1 to 951 code for a protein of 316 amino acids.